Messenger RNA from Verticillium nonalfalfae, 1110 nucleotides. RefSeq lists its product as uncharacterized. Gene Ontology annotation, molecular function: NADPH dehydrogenase activity; FMN binding. The transcript has a single exon. Lineage: Eukaryota; Fungi; Ascomycota; Sordariomycetes; Glomerellales; Plectosphaerellaceae. The record is from RefSeq and is a predicted model, not a curated record. Bases 1 to 1110 code for a protein of 369 amino acids.
AUGGGCGAAUCGAAGCUCUUCCAACCCGUCACGGUGGGAAACAUGAAGCUUGAGCAACGGCUGGCCAUGUGCCCUCUGACGAGGUUCCGUGCCACAGAAAACCAUAUCCCCAUGCCAAGCUUUGAACAGUACUACGGUCAGAGAGCAUCGACACCUGGUACUCUUCUUGUGUCUGAAGGAACUUUCAUCGCACCUGAACACGGCGGUUACGCCAAUGUCCCUGGAAUCUACAACGAGGAGCAGGUCGAAGCCUGGCGCAAGGUGACAGAUGCUGUUCAUGACAAGGGAUCUUUCAUUGUGUGCCAGCUGUGGGCUCUGGGUCGGACGGCCAGCGUGGACGUGUCUGAGAAGGAAGAGAUCAUGUUCCGAAGCUCAGGCAAUAUUGCCGUUGACGCCGAUCGUCCGGCACCAGCCCCCCUCACGUUGGAGGAAAUCAAGUCUACGGCACAGCAGUACGCGCAGGCUGCAAAGAACGCCAUGCGAGCCGGGUUUGAUGCCGUCGAACUUCAUGGUGCCAAUGGCUAUCUCAUUGAUCAGUUCCUCCAAGAUACCGCAAACAACCGAACAGAUACUUAUGGAGGUAGCGUCGACAAUCGUUCCCGCUUCGCUCUCGAGAUGGUUCAGGCUGUUUGCGACGCUGUCGGGCCUGAGCGGACUGGGAUUCGCUUCAGUCCCUGGAGCACCUUCAAUGCCAUGAAGAUGAAGAACCCUAUUCCUCAGUUCACAGACAUCAUCAAGAAACUGAACCCACUCAAACUAGCCUAUAUCCACCUUGUUGAGUCCAGGAUCGCUGGUAAUCUCGAUGUCGAGGCUGCCGACUCACUCGCAUUCGCUGUUGAGGCACGAGAGGGCCCGCUUCUUAUCGCCGGUGGCUACACUCCUCAGACCGCCCGAAGACUGGUAGACGAGGACUUCCCGGACAAGGAUAUUGUGGUUGGCUUCGGCAGGUUCUUCAUCUCAACACCUGACCUUCCCUUCAGAAUAAAGACGGGAUUGGAGCUCAACAAGUACAACCGGGACACCUUCUAUACCCCCAUGUCUACUGUCGGUUACACUGAUUACCCGUUCAGCAAAGAAUUCAUCAACCAGUCUCAGGGCUCCCUAGCAUAG